Molecule: messenger RNA, 2993 nt
Organism: Octopus sinensis (East Asian common octopus)
Lineage: Eukaryota; Metazoa; Mollusca; Cephalopoda; Octopoda; Octopodidae
Product: cilia- and flagella-associated protein 410
Exons: 7
Coding region: 69-884 (271 amino acids)
Molecular function (GO): protein binding
Source: RefSeq, a predicted model, not a curated record
UACCGGAGCAAAUGUUUAUGUGUUAGCUUGAGCAUUGGCAGAGUGAUUCUGUAACAGUGUGGAAAACAAUGGAAAGCAGCAUGUACCCGUGUUGUAUUGCACCUAUUGAUACAACUUUCCUUCGGGAAAAACCACUCAUAGGUGGGAGAGUUUUAACAGAAGAAAUGGUUUUGAAAUCUUCCAAUGUGAAAUCAUUAACUGCUGUAGAACGUUUAAAUCUCUGGUCUUGUGAUUUAUCUGACAUUACAGUAAUGAAUAAACUACCAAACUUGGAAGUAUGCAGCAUUAGCAGUAAUUUUAUUGAAUCAAUUAAAGACUUCCAGAAUUGUAAAAAGUUACGAGAACUUUAUGUCCGAAAUAACAAUAUUUCAACUCUUGGUGAACUUUGCUAUUUGAAAGAACUACCCAACCUGAAAGUAUUGUGGAUACAGAAAAACCCAAUAUCUGAACUAGAAAACUAUCGGAAUACUGUAAUCCGCACACUACCAAACAUUGAAAAACUUGAUAAUGUUCAUGUGACUGAAGCAGAGAAGGAAACAGCAAAGAAAGAGGGUUUUGAGAUUUGCAUUCCAAAAGAGCCCACUCCGCCAACUAAACAAGAUACUCCAACAUUUUCAAACUGGAGACAAACGAUUGAGCUAUCUAUUGAAGAAAUCAAUAAAGUCCGAAUAGAACAUAACUUGGAACCAUUGCAUAUAGAUAAACUUCUACCACCUAGUCACACUCAUAAAAGGGAUGAGGAAUUUGACAAGAACAAUCAUAUCCUUCAAGCUGUCUUCGAACUUAUCAAGGAAUUGGAUGAAACUUCUUUAAUGGAAAUACAUAAGGACAUUAACUUUCGACUGCAAGCUAUAAGGGCUUAUAAAAACAAGAUUAACAAAUGAUUGCAUUUAUUGUCUGAUAUGUUUAUCAGAAAAGAAGCCUAUUUUCCUGUAUAUUGUGUUGCUUAAUUACCAAAUAUGGUGAAUAUUUUACUGUGUUAUUGACUUGCAAAUUGAUUUGUGUCUCGCCUAUUUUAUGUUAUUUCAAAGGAACUUUGUUACAUAUUCUUUCUUAUUAAUUAGAUGUGCUCAUCUAAUGCUAUCUUGAAACUUUAUUUAUAUGUUUUUAGGUUGCAUAUUUUGCAUUAUUUUCUUACUCCAAGAAAAUUAUUUUUUUACAAGAAAAGCUUUAAAACUGAUAUUUUGAGUACAUUUAAUCAAAGACUUUCAUACUCUUUUUUUGCAUAUUAUGCUUUCAACUGGUUGGCAUUUAAAUUUUAUCUGAUAUAUUAUUUUUGGUCCAAAUAUAUUGGAAAAUGUAUUGUUUUUAAUUGAAUGUGCUUCUCUGAACUGUCAGCAUUGAUUAUUGUCCUCACUUGGUUAUAUCCACUUAGGGAAGCCUCUAAAACUCCAGUCUUUUUCUCACUUCCAAGCCCAUCCAUUAUUUAGCCAUAUCUGAUUCCAUUGGAUUGGCUGACCACAGCUUAAUUAGGGCAAAUACACCUCACAUUUUUAUACCACACAUCAAUCCUCUAACUCAGGGGUCCCAUGGUUAACUAGUCAGAGUUCCAUCAGUUCUAUGAUGACUCUCCUUGUCAGUAAAUGUAUUUCACUGCUGACCUAGCUGAGACACCUGACGAAAAUCAUCCUCUUCCACAGCCCUCCCACGAAGCCUACAAACCAGGCAAAUUUCAAGGGUUCAUUUACUGCUGUGUUACAUGAAAACAGAAUAUUGCCUAUGGUAUGUAAGUAGCAGGUAGCACUCCUGCUGAUAAACUCCCCCAUUUUUGAUGGCUGUUUUGCUUCUAGUUCCUCUCAAAAUAUACACAAAACAAUUCCUCCUAAACUCUUUUCUUUCCUACUUCAUCUGUCUCACAUGUAAACUCUGGUCCCACAACCAUGCCAACUGUUUUAUCUGUCUCACAAUUUUGUAAAUAUAGUUACCAAGGGUAAAGAUUCUUGGUUGUUCCAACACAAGGGAUGAUUGGUUCUGAUAAUGUCACUUGCUUUAAUCUCAAUGUACUCCAGAGCCAGCUCAUCUUUCCUUUUAUGCAUAUGUAUCUAUUCCACUCUGUCAAAUUUUAUGACAGUGUUAUAGAAACUGUUCUAAGCAAGCAUAUCUUUCACUUGUAAUGUAACAAUCCUAGUCCUUUUCAACAGGCCAGACACAAUUGUUACACAUAUCAAGAAAAUAGUAAUGAACAACAUACAACUAAAGCCCUUGAGUUUACCACAAAUUCUCACCCUCACUGUUUGAUGAUCUGUCAUCAUAACCUCACAUAUAUAACAUUGUAAUUGAGAAAAUACUUUGAUCAGUUAGUGACUCACUACAAAGCUCAGGAGUUAUCCCACUGGAAAAUUGCUCACAUUUUUGGGAUAAUGCUGCUGAUGCUGCCACUGCUGCAUAAACAAACACCAUUUAUCAUGAAAUCAAGACCAUUUGGUUAAUUGACAAAGAUUCACUCUCCAACAUGCUACAUCCUUUCACUCUCCAGCCUACACGGGAACUUCUACAUGAUUGCUCAAUCUGUUAGAUACAACAAUCAAAAAGUCCUCCAAAUUUCUCUACAAUCUUAAAGGGAGGACACAUUGGAUAAUGUAGUCCCAAGUCCCCUACACGUAAGAAAAAAAACAAGAUGGUCAUAACUGGAAUGCUUUUGAUCAUUGAUCUGCUCAAUUAGAAUCAAUCUGAGGGUUAAGCAACAACAAAAACCAUUAGCUUACGAGCUUACAGACAUACGGUUUGUUCUUUCCACACUUUCCCAGUACAAUCCAUGUCUCAUUGAUUCAUCAGCCCUCCUUUGCCUCGCACACCUUCAAACUCUGCAGUAUCCAAUUGUAUCUUCCUGGAUCCAUAACCCUCCAAAAUCUAGUCCUUCUUACAUUUUUGUAAAGGAUGUCUGUGUUGUGAAGUUUAUACUAAAUAUCGACUGCCUGGGAAGGUCUAACAAAGGUCAUUGAUAUUGUCCUUUCUCCAGGAACUAUAAUGAAUAAAUAAAUAAAUAAAACUUA